Messenger RNA from Helobdella robusta, 918 nucleotides. RefSeq lists its product as hypothetical. The record is from RefSeq and is a predicted model, not a curated record. The transcript is spliced from 6 exons. The annotation marks the transcript as partial. NCBI's taxonomy places the organism in Eukaryota, Metazoa, Annelida, Clitellata, Rhynchobdellida, Glossiphoniidae.
AAAUUUGUUAUUAAUUUUAUUAUUUUAUUCAAUAAUGAGAAUAAUUAUGUUAUUAUGAUAAUAAUUAAUAUUAUUAUUAUGAAUUGUUGGAUUUCUUACAUAUGUAGAAAGAGCCAGAGCACAUGAUAGCAACUGCCAACAAUCAUUAAAGUCAAAAAUGCUUCUUCGUCAUAGCUUGUAUUCAAAAACUGAUUAAACGACAUACGUUAAUUUUUUCAAGUCUCAAUCAUCUAUUCGUUCGCUCAUUCAUCCAACUAUCUAUCUAAUCACUCAUCCAUCCAUUCAUUCAUCCAUUCAUUCAUCCAUUCAUUCAUCCAUCCAAUGGAGUCGGUCGAUUCUUUUGAUGAAUUGCAAAAGGAAUAUCUCGAUCAAAAAGAUGAACGCGUUGUAUCUGCUCACUUGGUCAACUUGCACGUUUACAUAGUACCGAAUGACCUGUGGAGAGAGCACUUGCAGAGCGCCCUCAAUCAGUCAAUCAACGAUACUGUAUCAGUGGGAUUCGUUAGGGUACUGCCCCAAAUGACACUACUCGACUUGCGGGCUGAACUUGGCAGCCAGCUUGGUUCAGAGUCCAUGCCAAAGACAUUUGUGUAUCUGAACUGCGUGGGAAGGUGCUUCACGAAGAUAAGGCCAAAACAGGAAAAAGUUAUGAAAGUUAAAAACUUCUUGCCGCCUCAAGCAAACGUUCCGGAGAUUUUCAUAUUAGAGAUUAAUCCGGACACUUCCCCAUUCACUCCAUCGAUCGGCACCACCACCCGAUCAUCCAGUUGUUCCUCCCCGUCCCCCAAACACGUGAUCCAUGGCUACCACACGUCCCGCAUUUCUGAAUUAUCAGGCAGCUCUAAAUCUCCCAAGCUACCAACCAUCUAUGGCGGAAAUAAACAUAAUCACAACGCCAACAACAAUAGAUACAAUAAC